Nerophis lumbriciformis (worm pipefish) is the source of this 1068-nucleotide messenger RNA. NCBI's taxonomy places the organism in Eukaryota, Metazoa, Chordata, Actinopteri, Syngnathiformes, Syngnathidae. The record is from RefSeq and is a predicted model, not a curated record.
AUGGGAUGCCGUCAGAGCUCGGAGGAGAAGGAGGCGGCUCGGCGCUCGCGGCGAAUCGACCGCCACUUGCGUUCGGAGAGUCAGCGGCAGAGGCGGGAAAUCAAGUUAUUGCUUCUGGGCACCAGCAACUCUGGCAAGAGUACUAUCGUCAAGCAGAUGAAGAUCAUCCACAGCGGCGGCUUUAACCUUGAGGCCUGUAAGGAGUACAAGCCCCUUAUCCUUUACAACGCCAUCGACUCACUCACACGCAUCAUCCGUGCCCUGACCACCCUUAAGAUUGACUUUCACAAUGCUGAUCGCGCCUAUGACGCCGUACAGCUCUUUGCCCUAACGGGGCCUGCAGAAAGCAAGGGAGAGAUCACUCCAGAGUUGCUAGGGGUCAUGAAACGCCUCUGGGCAGACUCCGGGGUCCAGGAGUGCUUUCAGAGAUCCAAUGAGUACCACUUAGAGGACAACACUGCUUACUACCUAAACGACCUGGACCGCAUUUCUGCACCCGAGUACAUCCCUACAGUGGAGGACAUCCUGCGAUCCCGUGACAUGACCACAGGCAUUGUAGAGAACAAGUUCACCUUCAAGGAGCUCACCUUCAAGAUGGUAGAUGUAGGUGGACAGCGGUCAGAGAGAAAGAAGUGGAUCCAUUGUUUCGAGGGAGUGACGGCAAUCAUUUUCUGUGUUGAACUGAGCGGCUAUGACCUCAAACUCUACGAGGACAACCAGACGAGCCGAAUGGCUGAGAGCUUGCGCCUCUUCGACUCGAUCUGCAACAACAACUGGUUCACCAACACCUCGCUCAUCCUCUUCCUCAACAAGAAGGACCUGUUGGCUGAGAAGAUCAAACGCAUUCCUCUGACAGUGUGCUUCCCCGACUACAAGGGCCAAAACACCUACGAGGAAGCGGCCGUGUACGUGCAGCGGCAGUUCGAGGACCUCAACCGCAACAAGGAAACCAAGGAGAUUUACUCGCACUUCACCUGUGCUACCGACACCAGCAACAUCCAGUUUGUGUUCGACGCUGUCACGGACGUGAUCAUCCAGAACAAUCUCAAGUACAUUGGGUUGUGCUAG